Paralichthys olivaceus (Japanese flounder) is the source of this 3819-nucleotide messenger RNA. It is a transcript of the gene hook3, whose product is annotated as hook microtubule-tethering protein 3. The record is from RefSeq and is a predicted model, not a curated record. Gene Ontology annotation, molecular function: microtubule binding; dynein light intermediate chain binding. Gene Ontology annotation, cellular component: centrosome; cytoplasm. Gene Ontology annotation, biological process: cytoskeleton-dependent intracellular transport; cytoplasmic microtubule organization. Lineage: Eukaryota; Metazoa; Chordata; Actinopteri; Pleuronectiformes; Paralichthyidae.
GACGCCGGAGUAACGAAACCAGCGAACCAGACAGUUGAGCCGCGGACGUCGGGAGCGUAUGAAGCGGGCUGCUAACUUCAGGCUCACUUCGCCCAAACACAGUCACGGUAGCUAACGAUGAGUACAUCGGAGUCGCUGGAUCGGAUGGAGCUGUGUGGAAGCCUCCUGACGUGGAUCCAGACUUUCGGAGUGGAGGCUCCAUGUAAGACAGUUGAAGACUUGACGAGUGGCAUCGUCAUGGCACAGGCUCUGCAGAAAAUAGAUAUAGUGUAUUUCAGUGACGUUUGGAUUGGUAGAAUCAAGCCAGAUGUCGGGGACAACUGGAGGUUAAAGGUCAGCAAUCUAAAGAAAGUUCUGAAAGGAAUCCUGGACUAUAACCAGGAGAUCCUAGGCCAGCACAUUAAUGACUUCACACUACCAGAUGUUAACCUCAUCGGAGAACACUCUGACGCAGCAGAACUUGGGAGGAUGCUGCAACUCAUACUGGGCUGUGCUGUCAACUGUGAGCAGAAACAAGAAUACAUCCAGACCAUAAUGAUGAUGGAGGAGUCAGUGCAGCACGUUGUCAUGACAGCCAUCCAAGAGCUGAUGAGUAAAGAGACUCCAGUGAUUGGAGGAAAUGACUCAUAUGUGGAUCUAGACAGACAGCUGAAAAAAACGGCUGAGGAGCUGAACGAUGCUUUGUCAACGAAGGAAGAGAUCGCCCAGAGGUGUCGUGAGCUUGACAUGCAGGUGGCAGCGCUGCAAGAGGAGAAGAGCAGUUUACUCGCAGAAAACCAGGUCCUGAUGGAGAGACUCAACCAGUCUGACUCCAUAGAGGAUAUUAACAGCCCAGCUGGACGCAGACACCUCCAGCUGCAGACACAACUCGAGCAACUGCAGGAAGAAACGUUCAGGUUGGAGGCAGCAAAAGACGACUACCGGAUCCGGUGUGAGGAGCUUGAAAAAGAACUGAUAGAUGCAAAGUCACAGAAUGAGGAGCUUGUGUCACUGGCUGAUGAAGCCCAGUCCCUUAAGGAUGAGAUGGAUGUUCUUCGGCAUUCAUCAGACAAAGUGUCCAAACUGGAGGGGACAGUGGAACACUACAAGAAGAAACUGGAGGACAUGGGACUUCUGAGGAGACAGAACAAGCUUAUGGAGGAGAAGAACACAGUGUUAAUGCAGACCAAUGUGGGUUUGGAAGAAGAGCUACGAAAGGCAAAUGCCACAAAGGGCCAGCUCGAGACGUACAAGAGACAGGUGGUUGAACUUCAGAACAGACUGUCAGAAGAGUCUAAAAAGGCCGACAAGAUGGAGUUCGAGUACAAACGUGUCAAAGAGAAAGUGGACUCACUGCAAAAAGAAAAAGAUCGAAUGCGGACAGAGAGAGACUCGUUGAAGGAGACGAUUGAGGAGCUGCACUGUGUCCAGGCUCAGGAGGGACAGCUUACAUCUAGUCUCUUCCCAUUGGUCAGCAACGAUGGCUCAGAUUCGCUGGCUGCUGAGAUCACCACCCCAGAGAUACGAGAACAUUUGAUUCGUCUUCAGCAUGAGAACAAGAUGCUGAAGUUGGCCCAGGAGGGAUCAGACAAUGAGAAGAUCACUCUGUUGCAGAGUCUACUGGAGGAUGCAAACAGAAGAAAAAAUGAACUGGAGACGGAGAACAGGUUAAUCAAUCAGCGCUUGAUGGAGGAACAGAGUCAGGUGGAGGAGCUGCAAAAGACUGUCCAAGAGCAGGGCUCCCAAGCAGAUGAUUCUUCCAUUCUGAAGAAGAAAUAUGAGGAGCACAUGGAGAAAGUACGAGAGUUGAACAAUGAGUUAUUGAAGAAAAACACCUUCAUCGAUGAAAUGGAGCCUAAAUACAACGCCAGCAGCCACCGGGUGGAGGAGCUGGAGGAGGCCUUGAAAAAGAAAGAUGAAGACAUGAAACAGAUGGAGGAGAGAUAUAAGAAAUACCUGGAGAAAGCCAAGAGUGUGAUCCGGACCCUGGACCCCAAACAAAACCAGGGUUCAGGUCCAGAGGUCCAGGCCCUGAAGAACCAGCUUCAGGAGAAGGAGAGGAUGUUACACUCACUGGAGAAGGAGAUGGACAAGACAAAGAGCCAGAGAGACUACGAGGAGAAACUGAUUGUUUCAGCCUGGUACAACAUGGGCAUGACUAUUCAGAAGAAGGCGGCUGAAGACCGACUUGCCAACACCGGCUCCGGUCAGUCCUUCCUGGCCAGGCAGAGACAAGCCACCAGCUCUCGCCGCUCGUAUCCCGGCCACGUCCAGCCAGCUACCACAAGAUCCAUGAGGUAGAGAUGCCCGGAACUACCCAAAACUUGCGCCACUUUUUUCCCUGACUAAGCAUAUUUUACUCUGACUCCACUGAUGCCAGGCUUCUACGUUUUUUCAACCCCCGGCAUAUUCAAUAGGGUUUGACUAAUCACCCCAAAACUCCCUCUCUUUCUCCCUUUCAACCACUGACCUUCUUCAACCUGUACUCUGUGGCAAACCUUUGCCGGGCAGGUGGUCUCGACCCCCAGGGGUGGGAGGACUUGCAUCUCCUUGACAAGUUCCUGUCAUUUUUGUUUGGAGGAACCGCUCUACCUGUUCAUGCAGUAUUUAUGCACAUCUCUACCUGUGAUAACGUUUGAGGUUCAUCUUGUUUUUUGACCUGAGUUGGCAGAUUUUCUGUUCCGUGUUAUCUGUUUUUAACCUUUAUGAUGUAGCUUUAAGAAAGUUACACGUGUCCCUGUUUCAUUUGUUUUCUUUCAGAGGGAUGCUCUUUUGUUUUAUCAUUGUGUUAUAGAGCAACAAAUGCAUGGAGGCAUACCAAGAUGUGUAGUUAUCACAUGCAAAUGCUUAAUUAGAUUUUUUAAUUUUUAAAGAGAGUAUGUGGUUUGAAAAAAAAAAACACAGGUUGUCUUGUAACAGCCAUAAUCGUGAAAGGAUUAUUUUUCUCCCAAGGGGAAAAGAAGGACAAACUGGUUUCAGAAAGUUCAUCAGAGAUCAGUGUGUGAACUGUGUGUUUCAUUGUGUGAGGAGAGAAUGUCGAGCAAAGCGAGAAAUGCAUUCGUCCACGUUUUUAGCAUUACCAGCAUUUACCAGGUUGUCUCAGACAACACCUUGUGUGCCAUAGUUAUUAUCCUUGACACAUGGUUGGCUUCCCCUCGUACAUAGGAAGAAUGUGUUAAAAGGAAAAUCUCUUCUUGAGGUUAAAUAGUUUAUGAAUUUCAGAUCCUCGUACUGUCCGGUUGAAACAGGAUUUAGAUUAUAAAUCUCACUUGAUGCCAACAAGUCACCAAAGAGAAGGUGUUUAAUCCAUAUUGCACAGCAGACCUACUUUCAAUAUCAUUUCAGAAUCAUUGUUAUCAAAGCUGAAAAGCAGUUUCACGGUGUGGCGCUGCAGAAAUCACGUUUUUGACCUUAUCGUCAAAAGCUCUGGAGAUUCCUGGUUGUUCCAGCUUCAUCUGUGUUUUCUACGUGUUUUGCACAAAUUUGUCAUCACAAAUUAUUUUAACGCGUUCUGUUUCCUUAGCGUAUUCAAAAAGACAUAAACACUAAUUCACUAGUUGGGAUUUCCUGCUGUAUUGUCUCAUGUGUUCACUCAGACACUCUCCUGACAUUUUAUCAGGGGGCCGGUAAGUUCAGCUGAAUGUCCAGAGUAACUGACUCAGACUCACGUACCGUCCCUCUGGAAAAUUCCAGGAAAAGGUCCAGUGUCCAGUCUGAGCACGUGUCGUGACCGUUCCCAUCUUUUCUGUAACUUGUUGCCGUCUCUUGUUAUUAACGUGAUGGACAAGUUGAGGCAUUGAUUUUGGCUGCUGUCAUCUGACUGUCAUGUCUCUCUCUUUC